AUGUCUCUGCUACUGCGGCUCUUUGAGUCCGCAUACUUUACACCUCAGUUGGCCGUAUCCUAGUGAGUAGCGCAGCUGUAAGCAAUAGAAGAGGAGGCUGCUGAUCGCUCGCACACCUUCGGCAGUCUGGACACAUACGCGGAGAAUGUUGGCAUCACCUACUACCUGGUUGAUUGGUUGAGGAAGAAGGGUGGCGAUUCGGUGGAUUUUUACUGGCCGCAGAUCUGGUGCGUGGCAUCGAUAUUGGCUGUCUGUACGGACGCAUGCAGCUGAUCUGAUACUGCCCGAAUGAUCAAUCGCAGCUACUUGCUCAUCACACGACCGUCAGAGUCUCGCGCUCUCGAAUGCUUCGUGCUGCAGCGGUGCGAUGAGUCGGUUCACGUCGCCUUGCUGGUACGUAUCUGCUCGCGCUCGCUAUGUGAAAGCUAUGGCUCAGUAUGCGUCUGUUCGUGCCCACAGACACUAUGGCAUUUCCAGGCUGCGCUCUCGGAUCUCAGCGCGACCCCUCAAUCCCCAUCCUUCGCCGUGUGCCAGCGGAUCUUCAAUGCCUGUCAGAGAAUCCUAUUCAACGAUCCCCUCUCCUCAGCAUCUCUGGUCGUUACCUCAUCCUCGUCAUCUUCUGCGGUGGGCUCGGGUCGCCGAAGACGGAUGAUUGUGGCAGCGGGGAAACGAGUCGUAGCCAAGGUUCUUCCGAGCAACCCAAAGGCCAGCGCGGUCGGCAUUGGCGCUGUGCUCGCCAGCGUACCUGGCAUGCCUGAGUUGGCUCAUGUCGCGGGCACAAUAGCUAUCGAGCAGGGACGCAGAAGACCGCUCGGCCUAGACAGGGCAGGACUGGAAGGUGAUGCUGGCCCACAAGGCGACUCUUCUGACGAAGCGGAAUUUUCAGAUGUGGAUGAAGCUGAGGAGUCACAGCCUGGGGAAGACUCAGCUCCAACGUCAGCGACGAGUACCUCAAAAAUUGGAGCGGCUUCAGGGCAGCUUACAGCUGCCACAGCUGUCUCAGAACGCCAGCCUGUCGGCCCGGCACGGACAGCCACCGCACCGCGUGCGUCCACUGCAUCCUCCGGAGGCAUUCUGAAAACGCCAAUUAACGGCAAAGCAUCUUCAUCAAAUCCUUUUGCGACCUUUGCCUCUCGUUUUGAUGCCGGCUUCAACGAGUUCCGUGGCAAGGCAGCCGCUGCUGUUGGAGAUGCGUUGGGACAAACACUAGGAGUCGAGUUUGUCCCCGGACCAACACCAGCAGCUCGAGCGCCAAAACCACCUCCCGCUUGGCAUCCUCAAAGGCGGCCACGACCGUCUCUGCAAAGGCAGGCGGCGCGUUUCCGCUCGGUACCCAAUCUUGCGCCGGGAGCAGGUGAUGGAAGCAUGUCUCCCUUCGCUUCGACCGCCGCGCUGCCAUCUGUCGAAGACACUCCUCAGUCAGCGGACACCAUCCUCACGCAGUACGACGAAGAAGCGCGGAGACGCUUACUUAGGUCAAACUACUGCCGCGAGCAGACACAAUUCCUCCUCACGCUCCAAGACAUCUCUGCUAGACUUUUGCUGAUCCCAAAGCCUGCAAGAGUGUCGGCGUUGCGCGCGGAACUAACGCAGCUGAAUCACAGGCUGCCAAGUGAGGUGUGUUUCCCUCUAUGGUGUCGUGCAGAUGUGCAAGAUGGGCGUGAGACCAGUGCCGCAAGUAUCGCCGCAGAGACUGGGGCCGCUACAGUCGCUCCCGACCACGCACCCGGAGACCGACAUCACCGCGUGGUCCGCAUCAAUCCGUCCGAAGCAGUCGUGCUCAAUUCGGCGGAUCGAGCGCCCUUCUUGCUGCAUGUCGAAAUCCUUCAUGAUGAUCUCGACUUCGACCCGCAGCGCAGACAAAACCGCGAGAGUCUCAGAAAGCUGGUGCUUCAAGAGGACACUCGCAGGCGAAAAUUUGCUCUGUCGAGGAGCUUCUCCCAUGCAGACUCUAGCAAAGAGACCAUCGGCAGUCGCAGGGAUACUACGGAAGGCACGGCGAAUUCGUCCAGUCAGCCCACCACGCCGUCGGCGGGACCGCCGGGAACCCCUCAUGCAGAGCUGCGAACACUUGCCCCUGAUGCAGCCAUCUCGCGCGGAAAGACUCCGCCGCUACCGACUCGUGUCAGAACACCGAUGCCUGAGGACGACGGCGAAGAGAUUGACUUGACCGAACAGGCAUAUGGCUCUGACUUGGCAGCAUUCGGAGAGGUGCGUGAUCCGGAAAGCGAUGAGGAGGACUUGACCACGAUGAAUCGCGUCCACGACACUGCAGCAUGGACCUCAACACCAGACAAGGAGCAGAGUGGCAAGGAAAGCAGUACAAAACACGCGACGAGUGGUUCGUCGGGUAAUAACCGCGCCUUUUCUCUCGACGAAUACUCUGAAAGAAUGAAGACAGCGGCCGUCAUGCUGGCGCAGCUCAAUCGCAGCACAAAUGCGGCGGCGCAGCCCAUUGUAGUACACAAUCCUCACGUCAGCGCGACCGCUCAAGGUGGUUGGUCUAGCUGGUUGAUUGGCACCAGUUGGGCCUCCAACAACUCUUCUGGCAGCCCAAGCGAAGCGGGCCAGGGUAGCGCUGGCAUCAAAGCACCCGUCAACGGUAGUACAGCUCCUGCCGCACCUCGAGCGUCCACUGCAGGCUCCGUGACAGAGGGUCUGCAACAAGCCCUCUCCAUCGGGACUGCCAGCACGGGCACAUCCAAUGCCGCCGCAACUUCUGCCAAGGUGAUGCACACGGAUACAGAAGCUAUUCGACGUCGCAUCAUGCAGGAGAUGAUGGCGCUAGAAGAGGAGCGUAUGGAACGAAUGAAGGUGGCGCCUCGGAACAUGGGUCGCACAGGUCGAGGCAAGCGAGGCGGUGCUGGAAGAGCUGAUGAGGACGAAGCGACAGUCAUGCGAGCGGUCAACAAAGAUGAUCCGUCCGCUGCGAUAUUCCGCGAGAGUUGGGCUGCGAAAAAGUCCAGAAUCAGAGCGUCUAGUCCGUAUGGCCACUUGGACUCGUGGGACGUCUUUUCGGUCAUUGUCAAGACUGGUGCCGACUUGCGGCAAGAGCAGCUCGCAGUGCAGCUGAUCGCAGAGUUUGGCAGGAUAUGGAAGGAGACGGGCUCGCGUUGCUGGGUGCGGUACUUUCGCGUUCUCGUCACGAGCGAGAACUCUGGAUUAAUGGAGACGGUCACCGACGCGGUCUCUGUGCACUCUAUCCGCAAGGAAGCUUACACUCGACGCGUCAAUGAGGGCAAGCUGGGCAAUUAUUCGCUGUACGAUCAUUUCGUUGAGGUGGGUAAAGAGGCACUGCCAAGUUUGUCGAGCCCGUUGCUGAGGCGCUAAUAAGGCGCUUGUCUUUGUAGACGUUCGGCGACUCGUCUUCCAGCAAGUUCGGCAAGGCGCGUGAACGAUUCAUGGAAUCGCUUGCUGCCUACUCCAUCAUCUCGUACCUCUUGCAGAUCAAGGAUCGCCACAAUGGAAAUAUUCUCAUCGAUGGCGAAGGCCACGUGAUUCGUGAGUAAAGCGGCCUGGUGGCACGUGCCGUUUGACGUUGAGCUCAGAGAAACGCGACCGAUACACUGCGCAGACAUCGAUUUCGGGUUCAUGCUUGGAAUAUCUCCAGGGGGCGUCGGAUUUGAAGCAGCUCCUUUUAAAUUGUCGCAGGAUUACAUUGACAUUAUCGGCGGUUUGGAUUCACCAAAAUUUGCCGAGUUCAAAGCGCUCUUCCAAGCUGGUUUCCGGGAUGUGCGCAAGCAUGCAGAACGUAUCAUUAUGAUGGUGCAGCUCAUGCAGCGAGGUGAGUCUACGAUCGGGUGCCAUAUGCACACGACCGGCAGCUGAUGCUAGACCGCCAUCGACAUGCACAGGUUCCAAAUUGCCCUGCUUCUCCUUGGGAGAGCUCACUGCAUCCAACCUGCGAGAUAGAUUCCAGCUUGCGCUGAGCUCUUCUCAGUGCGAUGCUUUUGCUGAACGUCUCGUCGAGUCUUCUGCAAACAGCGUGUUUACGCGGUUAUAUGAUACGUACCAAUACCACUCUCAAGGCGUAUUGUAG
Molecule: messenger RNA, 4039 nt
Organism: Ceraceosorus bombacis
Lineage: Eukaryota; Fungi; Basidiomycota; Exobasidiomycetes; Ceraceosorales; Ceraceosoraceae
Source: the annotation of a GenBank genome assembly